Carlito syrichta (Philippine tarsier) is the source of this 823-nucleotide messenger RNA. RefSeq names its product selection and upkeep of intraepithelial T-cells protein 1-like. The annotation marks the transcript as partial. The record is from RefSeq and is a predicted model, not a curated record. Lineage: Eukaryota; Metazoa; Chordata; Mammalia; Primates; Tarsiidae. Gene Ontology annotation, cellular component: external side of plasma membrane. Gene Ontology annotation, molecular function: signaling receptor binding. The transcript is spliced from 4 exons. Gene Ontology annotation, biological process: T cell receptor signaling pathway; regulation of cytokine production.
AUGGAAACUAUAGGACUAUCUUUCUCCAGAUACUUUGUUGUCAUGUACCUCUUCCAGAUGAUAACACUAAGUUCAGAACAAUUCACAGUGAAUGACUUAGAGGGACCAGUCUUGGCUCCACUGUGUGGGGAAGUUGAGCUGAAUUGCCAGCUAUCUCCGCCACAGAGCACACAACACAUGGAGAUACGCUGGUUCAGGGACCGCUACACACAACCUGUUCAUCUGUACAAGAGUGGUAAAGACCUAUAUGGAGAAACUAUCUCCAAGUAUGUGGAGCAGACAAAGCUCCUGAAAGAAGCCAUUGGGGAAGGUAAAGUGAUUCUCAGGAUCCUUAUUGUUGGAGUUGAUGAUGAUGGGCAGUACCACUGCCUCUUCAAAGAUGGUGAUUUCUAUGAAUAAGCCAUCACAGAAAUGAAGGUCACAGCUACAAGCUUAGAAAUACAGAUUCUUAUGCAUCUUCCUAAUACCAAAGGUCUUAUAGUGGAAAUUAAUUCAGAAGGUUGGUUCCCAGAGUCUCAAAUAGAAUGGAGAGACAGCAGAGGACAGAUCAUUCCACCUGCAUCAAAAUCCCAUUCACAGGAUAGGACCAAAUUGUUCAACAUGAAGAUGAGCCUUCUCCUUAGAGCUAGCUCCCAUGGGAAUGUCUCUUGCUAUCUUCGAAAUCUUUUAACUGGUGAGGAAGAAAGGACAAGCAUUUUUCUAUCAGAUGAGAUCUAUAAACUAUUUCCCUGGAAUACUGUCUGGAUACUGACUCUGAGUGUAAUGCUGGCUGCGCUGCUAUUGUUUAUCAUGGUGCCUAGUAUUGAACUAUAUCUCAGACAGC